Messenger RNA from Ananas comosus (pineapple), 1985 nucleotides. RefSeq names its product gibberellin 2-beta-dioxygenase 8-like. Gene Ontology annotation, molecular function: dioxygenase activity. NCBI's taxonomy places the organism in Eukaryota, Viridiplantae, Streptophyta, Magnoliopsida, Poales, Bromeliaceae. The coding region runs from base 681 to 1850 and encodes 389 amino acids. The record is from RefSeq and is a predicted model, not a curated record. The transcript has 3 exons.
UGCUGGUGCAUUGUCAUCGUCAAUAAGGAGUAAAAAUUAAACUCUUUUUUUAGUGGGCACAUAUGUUCAAAUCCCCAUCUCCCCCCCCCCUAUAUUCAUUUUUUGUCACCUACAAAAACGAGUCAACUAAUUUGUACUUUUAACUGACCGUCCCUAGAGCAAGUGACAAAGGGCUCGGUGGUUAGUACCGGAGACCCAAGUUCGAAUCCUAAUUAAUUCACAUUUUCAGUUAAGUUUAUUUCUAAAUGAAAUAAAUGAAACGGAUAGCGUGCUACCUAUCUCUCUCAAAAAAAAAAAAAAAAAAAAAAAGUUGUACCUUUCCUAGCUUUGCUCCUUGUAUUAGCCAUCACACUAAUUAAGGAGAUAAACAUAGGCAUCUUUAAAUUUUAAUAUUGGUCGAUAAAGAUUUGACCAAAUUCAUUGAAUUUGAUAAUUAACUUGUUUUAUGAAAAAUUAAUGGCUAUUACAUGAAUCAGCUGAAACUAUAGUCAAUUUGUUUUAAGCUCCAAUUUAUUUAGGGCUUCUAUAUAUACCCAAUUUAGCUAUAUGAACAUCAAGAGUUUAUAUAUUAGUUAAAAAAAGAUACUUUAUUUAUGUAGAACAAAUUAAUCAACAAUUAUAUAUGUUACUACUAUAUCACAUGGAAUAACGCACCCUCUUGGUCAUGCUGUAAAACACGUAUGUUGUACGUAUCGAACGAGCCACGCCUACAAUUGUGCUUUGUUUUCACCUACCAACUUGUAUAUAUUGAUAACGUUGUGAUCUCAAUCUCCUCUUCUUGUUCAAGGUUACUAGAGAUCAAAACACAGCUGCAACCAAUGGACUCGGACCCACCACUUCUCUCCACGUACCGCGCUCUCUUCGACGCCCGCGAUCGCGAACGGAUCGAUCCCGAUGCGAUCGCCUUGACCGCAGCAUCGGACGAGUGUGAGCUUCCCCUCAUCGAUCUCGACCGUCUAAACGUAGCUGGUCACGACGGUCGCGACGCGACGGAGAAGUGUAAGAGGGAGAUAGUGGAGGCUGCCUCUCAAUGGGGCUUCUUCCAGGUGGUGAACCACGGCGUGUCCAACGAGCUCAUCGCGAGGGUGAGGGAGGAGCAGGUGAGCGUGUUUCGGCGGCCGUUCGCGAAGAAGGCGACGGAGCAGCUUUUGGAUUUCGCCCCCGAUAGCUACCGGUGGGGGACGCCGACCGCCUCGUCACCUGACCAGUUGUCGUGGUCGGAGGCAUAUCAUAUUCCUCUGACGCCGUCGGCUGCGCCCGGUCCCACCGAGGGCGCAACCAGGCACAUAGUCGAGGAGUUUUCGACGGCGAUGUCGCGAUUAGCGCAUAAGCUCGCAGGUAUACUCGCGGAGGGAUUAGGGGAGGGGGAUCAGGGAUACAUAAAGGAGAAGUGCACGUGUAAUACGUGCUACUUACGGUUAAACCGAUAUCCACCAUGCCCGAUUCGUUGUGGGGCAUUUGGGUUAACCCCUCACACUGAUAGUGACUUUCUCACCAUCUUACACCAGGAUCAUGUUGGUGGGCUACAGCUUAUGCAGGGGAAGAGGUGGCUCACUGUUAAACCUAAUCCCCAUGCACUCAUCAUCAACAUUGGUGACCUGUUCCAGGCAUGGAGUAAUAACAUGUACAAAAGUGUGGAGCACAGAGUGAUGUCCAACGCAAAGCUGGAGAGGUUCUCAGUGGCCUAUUUCUUGUGCCCCUCUUAUGACACUGUGAUACAGAGUUAUGCAGAGCCUGCUAUUUACAGGAAAUUUAGCUUUGGGGAAUAUAGAGAGCAAAUCAAAGAAGAUGUGCGAUUAAUGGGGCGUAAAAUCGGGCUUACAAGGUUCCUUGCUGUUCAAAGCUUGUGAUAGUAAUGAAAAAUUUAGAUAAAGCAAUUGCUUAAAAUGCAUGUGUUCCACCAUUUAACACCAUUUGUAUAUGCCGCGCGCUUGAUUAUUUUGGUGUUCAAAGUGAUUUAAAAUUGUGGGCAAAAUUCAACAAAA